Molecule: messenger RNA, 2025 nt
Organism: Mya arenaria
Lineage: Eukaryota; Metazoa; Mollusca; Bivalvia; Myida; Myidae
Product: monocarboxylate transporter 9-like
Exons: 6
Coding region: 462-1934 (490 amino acids)
Biological process (GO): monocarboxylic acid transport; transmembrane transport
Molecular function (GO): monocarboxylic acid transmembrane transporter activity
Source: RefSeq, a predicted model, not a curated record
AGUUGUACUUAAAAGUCAUAGGCCUAAUAGCAGACAGUUGGUCGAAAAGGUAAUGCGUGUGUGCAACAUAUAGUUUAAUAAUAGUGAUAAUAGUUUAAGAGAAUAAAUAUUCAUUAAGAUAACUAGAGUGCAUUAAGCAGCGUUGAAUGGGUGACAUUCAAUUUUCUCUCAUAUAAGAACUGAUGAACUAAUCGUUUAUUCAUGUUAAGAUAUUUACUUGAAGAAGGCCAAAGGUUUAGGGGAACCUACUGUUUCCGGAAGUUUAGUCCAUGGGAAUAUUGUAGUUGGCCAAAAUAAAUUCCUUUACAACUAAGUUUUACAAGAAACAUAAGGAUUGUGAACAGAAAUACGAAGAUUGUAAGAGGUUGUAUCACCAACUUUGGACGGAAUAAGUGUAGUGAGAUAUGCUGAGGUGCGUGAAUGAGUAAAAGAGAAAAUAACGUAACUCUACAACAUCACUCAUGACUUCAAGAACGCAUGAUAUUGACGAGGGAUGGGCGUGGGUUGUCCUUGCAGCUGUGUACAGUGGAAUACUACUCGUGUCGACAGUGAUACUCACAGCAGGAGUGUUGUAUAUUGAGUUGCUAGAUUAUUAUCAAGACGAUGCAACAAAAACGUCGAUUAUUGGAUCCCUAAACUCAGGACUUUUAUGUUUGCUAGGGCCUCUUGUUUCCAUAUGCAUAAACAAGCUUUCCUGCCGAGUGACAAUAUUUUCUGGUGGAGUGUUUCUCAUGUUGGCAUAUUUGACCAGUGCCUUUGUCAGCAACAUCAACCUUUUGAUAUUCAGUAUUGGUGUCGUUGGUGGAAUUGGAAAUGCACUUUCAGGCGUACCACUUGCCGUUGUGCUGGUGUAUUAUUUUGAAAGACGAAGGAAUAUUGUUUUAACGUUAAGUCAGGCUGUCAUUGGAGUCGCUAUAUUUCUGGCGUCGCCAUUAGCCUUGUGGCUACUUGAAGAAUAUGGACUAAAGGGAACAUUUCUGAUACUUGCAGGCAUUUGUGCACACCUGUGCGUUUGUGCUGUGAUAUGUAAACCAUCAGUGGAAGAAGAAAAAUUAAAGAUAAAUGCAUUAAAAAGCAAAGACGUUACAAUGAAUAAGCCAUAUACAUAUUGUAAAUGCGAUUCUUUGCUGGAUUUACAAGUUUUAAGAUCCUUACCAUUUGUUUUAUUUCUGAUGAGUACCUCAACGUGGAAUUUCAUGUUAUCAGUUUGCCUAAUGCAUUUACCAAACUAUGUCAUGACAAAAGGACUAAAUGCGACAGAUAUAACAGUUUUGAUGACCAUUUUUAGUAUAAGUAAUACAGUUGGUAGGUUAAGUGCAGUGUUUAUUGUUGAUUGUAAACAUCUAGAUAACAUGGUGGUGCAUAUUUGCUGCCUGGUAAUUGCAAGCAUAUUUGCCCUGUUUUUUCAACUUUAUAAUCACUUGCCAUCUGCAGAAUAUGUCUUUGUUGCUGCGACAGGAAUUUUGACUGGUUUGCCAAACUCAUUAGCAACCCCCCUCACUCUCGCACUUAUUGGUGUUGAAAACAUUUCAAUUGCUCACGGGCUGGUUUAUUUCUUUUGUGGUAUUGGAUACGUGUCAGGUCCACCUUUAGCAGCGUUGCUGCUGGAAAAAACAGGCUCAUACGAGAACAGCUUUAUCAUGUCUGGUGCUGUAUUACUAUUUGGGAGCGUUAUGGCAGUUGCUGCAAAAAUACGUCAAAGAAAGGCUCAAGAGGAGCGGGGAAAACGAACGCUGAACGCGGCGGUGAAGAAAUGCAGACGUUUUUUGAAAAUAUUCAGCAGUGAUUCUAUUGCGUAUAUAACAUUUCGGCAAUUGCUUAUAUUUUCAGAUGAACACAACAUGUUUGGAUAUAUUCGGACCGCUAACCAUCACGUACUAUCCACGACAUUUUUAACCAGCAUCUGGAAAAGUGUAAAUUUAAAGAUUUGUUAAAUAUAUUGUUUAUUAGCGAUUCAAUUUAGGUUAUAUACAAACAGACAUAGCGGAUGUACUAUUUUAAGUUGUUGUCAUAUGUGCUAUACCA